UCAUGACCGGACGGACUAACAGCAGCAUGACGCGCCUGAUGUUUCUAGCAGCCGCGGUGUUUCUCUUGUCCGCUCCUGCGAGCGCCUCUCAGGGGGACAAAGAGCCCGUCUAUCGCGACUGCGUCAAACAAUGCGUCCGGACCAACUGCACGGGGGCCCGACUGCGCGGAUUCCAGUCCUCUCAACCUCCAUACAUGGCACUCACAGGCUGGACAUGUCGUGAUGACUGCAGGUAUCAGUGCAUGUGGACCACCGUGGGUCUGUACCAGGCAGAGGGCUACAGCGUACCACAGUUUCACGGGAAGUGGCCUUUUGCUCGUUUCCUGUGUUUUGAGGAGCCUGCAUCUGCGCUGGCAUCUCUGCUCAAUGGUCUGGCAUGUCUGCUGAUGCUGUUGAGAUACCGCAGCGCCGUCCCUCGACAAAGCCCCAUGUACCACACCAUCACCGCCUUCUCACUGGUUUCCCUGAAUGCAUGGUUCUGGUCUACAGUGUUCCACACGAGAGACACCUAUCUAACAGAGAAGAUGGACUACUUCUGUGCAUCAGCUGUCAUUCUUUACUCUAUCUACUUGUGCUGUGUAAGGACGUUGGGCUUGCGUAGGCCUGCAAUUUCCAGUAUGGUGGGAGUUCUGCUCAUUCUGGCCUUCACGUCUCAUGUGUCUUAUCUGACCUUUGUCAGUUUUGACUACGGGUACAACAUGGCUGCCAACGCCACCAUAGGCAUGAUAAACUUGUUAUGGUGGCUGUGCUGGUGUUGGCUGAACCGGAGGAUUUUGCCUUACUGGUGGAAGUGUGGGAUGGUGGUGCUCUUACUGCAUGGUCUUGCCCUGCUGGAGCUGCUGGAUUUCCCUCCACUCUUCUGGGUUCUAGACGCUCAUGCCGUCUGGCAUCUCAGCACCGUGCCCGUCCACUUCCUCUUCUACAGCUUUCUCAUAGAUGACAGCCUUCACCUCCUCAACACAGAGAAGCCUGGAGUGAAACUGGACUAGGCAGAAACCGUCUCAGAACACCAACUCCUCCUCUCAUAUCCUUCCCAUCAGGGCAAGUGCGAGCCGGACUGAGCCAGGCCUCAACCGCAGUGGCUUCCGGCACGUGUCCUGGGGCUGAAGUUUUGAAUAUUUAUCGUUUUCUUUGUGAUUCCAGAUUCUUUUUACCAUAACUUUUUAUUUUUGCUUUGUACAGAAAGGGUUGUUUGUUUGGUCCGGAUGUGCUACUAUACUGUAGUUGAAACCUGAUUGAUGUUUGCAUUCACUUGAGCUUUGCCUUCAGUUAAGAAGUAAAUCAGCCUUUAUCAACAAAGCACUCUUCUAAAAAGGUGCACUGAAUAAUAACCAUCUUUGCAGAUGAAUAUCUUCACAUAAGUUGUCCUUAUCUCCCAUUUCUAUCUAUCUAUAUUUAUGGUGCUUUAUUUAAUGGCCCUGAAGUGAAUAUAUUUCAGAGAUAGAAGUAGAUUGAGCUUUAGUUUUAAACAUCCAUUCACUAUAAGCGUGCUGAACAUCAAAGGAGGGGUUAUGAGUGAGCAGUGUGCUCUGUUUCUGAGACUGUGGCGGUUACCUCACCAUGGCAAUAGCAGUAGCUACCAGCAGAGAGUGCAGUGCUGAUUAGUUUUCACAUUGCGGGAAGUCACUGAUCACUCUUCUGUGAAUUCCCGGCAUAGACUUGUGAUGGAUUGGACGUUUUGUUGUUGUAGCAGUGCAUAUCAAGUUACCCAUUGUUUUCUGUAGUCAUCACUCACUUUAAUCACUGUAGAUUUAAAUGGAGUAGUCCACUCACAAAUGAGAAUUGUUAACGUUUGCUCAUGAUGAUUUUUAGUGAAACACAUAAGGAAAAGUUAUUAAAAGUUAUCAUAUAAUUAAAAAUAAAAGGUGACCAGGGACAGACAAGCUUCAAAAAUGACAAAAAGCACCAUUAAAGGUAUCAAAAAAAGACUAGUCUAUAUGACCUGUGCUCUAUAUAGGCCCUUUCACACCAAGAACAAUAUCUAUAGCGAUAUCUGUGAAGUUUUAAAAAUCAUUCUAUUUCUGUGAGAACAAGAAAGUCCACAUCACUAUAACAAUAACAACACAGAGGAAUGAUAUCAUUGGAAUCACUUUCAGAACAAUGUUUUCUAGCUCAUAAACACAUUGACAGACAAUCAGAAUCUCAAGCGUUUUAAGACCCCCUGUGAUGAAAAUCAAGUUUUUAAUGUUGUUUACAUGUCUAUCAAGUGUUUUUAAUAUGCUUAAAGACAAA
Molecule: messenger RNA, 2232 nt
Organism: Sinocyclocheilus anshuiensis
Lineage: Eukaryota; Metazoa; Chordata; Actinopteri; Cypriniformes; Cyprinidae
Product: post-GPI attachment to proteins factor 3
Exons: 8
Coding region: 3-989 (328 amino acids)
Biological process (GO): GPI anchor biosynthetic process
Cellular component (GO): endoplasmic reticulum membrane
Molecular function (GO): hydrolase activity, acting on ester bonds
Source: RefSeq, a predicted model, not a curated record